Messenger RNA from Taeniopygia guttata (zebra finch), 1382 nucleotides. It is a transcript of the gene MAX, whose product is annotated as MYC associated factor X. NCBI's taxonomy places the organism in Eukaryota, Metazoa, Chordata, Aves, Passeriformes, Estrildidae. Gene Ontology annotation, molecular function: DNA-binding transcription factor activity; protein dimerization activity. Gene Ontology annotation, cellular component: RNA polymerase II transcription regulator complex. Gene Ontology annotation, biological process: positive regulation of transcription by RNA polymerase II. The record is from RefSeq and is a predicted model, not a curated record.
UCCCUCCGUGUCCUUGGACCUCACCUCCUCCAUUCUCCAGCUGCGCACCCUCAGCGUCCCCUUCCCGAAGCGGAGACUACAGCUCCCGGCAUGCCCCGCGCUGUGUACGCCGGGAGUUGUAGUCCCCGCCACGUGGAAGAUGAGUCCAUCUCCCCACUCAAACCACAACUCCCACAACCGUUCACGUCGCCCGGCGCCAUCAUUGCCCCCCCGCGACUUCCGCGCAUGCGCGGUGCGGGCUGUUGUUGUGGCGGCGCGGCCGGCCGCGGCUUCACCCGGGCGGGAGCGAUGAGCGACAACGAUGACAUCGAGGUGGAGAGCGACGAGGAGCAGCCGAGGUUCCAGUCCGCGGCCGACAAACGGGCUCAUCACAACGCGCUGGAGCGCAAGCGCAGGGACCACAUCAAAGAUAGCUUCCACAGCCUGCGGGAUUCCGUGCCCUCACUCCAAGGAGAGAAGGCAUCCCGGGCCCAAAUCCUGGACAAAGCCACAGAGUACAUCCAGUACAUGCGCCGGAAAAACCACACACACCAGCAGGACAUCGACGACCUCAAGCGGCAGAAUGCACUGCUGGAGCAGCAAGUGCGUGCGCUGGAGAAGGCCCGAGCCAGCGCCCAGCUCCAGGCCAGCUAUCCCGCGGACAACAGCCUCUACACCAACCCCAAGGGCAGUGCCAUCUCCGCCUUCGACGGUGGCUCCGACUCCAGCUCCGACUCGGAGCCCGACGAGCCGCAGAACAGGAAGAAGCUGCGCAUGGAGGCCAGUUAGGCCCCUCCGCCGCCCCCUGGCCUGCGGCAGGACUCGCUCCCUCCGCUCCUAGAAGCUCUUGGACUGCAGCUUCCCAGCCCUCCCCGGCCCCUUCCCUGCUCCCACGGCGCCGGCCCCGGGGGGAGCUGGCCAGGCCGAGCAGAAAGACUUGGGGGGGGUCAGGGAGACUCCCCCGCCAACUCCUCUCCGCUAGUGACCCCCCUCCCCUUCCCUCCUGGUUUUAUAGGAGCAUUUCUAUUUAUACCCGGGGACCAGUGCAGUCCAGAACGGGGAGGAGCCAGGCAGCCCCCCCUAAAAAGGAGCAAGCACUGGGGGGGGGGAAAUCUCCCUAUUUAUUUUCUCCGUGUGCAACUCCACCUGCCCGAGUCGGCGGAGCACAGAGCCAGGCUUGGGGGCUCCUUCCCCAGUCCUCCCCUCCCUUGACCUUUCCCAACCUCCAUGGCAUUUUCCAAACUCCAGUGGCCCGUCCCUGACCCGUAGGUGCCCCUUUUUCCCCCCAUUUUGAUGCCAUUCCAUGGAUCUAAGGUAUGUUGUACAUACUGCCCAGAGUUGUCUUGCAAGUUAAGGCUUCCCUUUACUAUAAGACUAUAAAUAAUAAACAAAAAAAGCCAAAA